Molecule: messenger RNA, 730 nt
Organism: Dendrobium catenatum
Lineage: Eukaryota; Viridiplantae; Streptophyta; Magnoliopsida; Asparagales; Orchidaceae
Exons: 1
Coding region: 75-563 (162 amino acids)
Source: RefSeq, a predicted model, not a curated record
AACAGCCACAGACCUCCCUUUCUAACAGUCUUCUGAAAACUAAAUAAGCUAUUUACCAAGGGGGUUUUCAGAAGAUGGCAGGGUUGAAGAACCCUCACCGAUUUCUCGCACCUUUGCCGGCGGCCGAGAUCGGCUGCGACGACGACUUCGACUUCGACGAAUCCGAUAUAUGGGGUUUCGGGCCGGAACCCCGGGAAGAAGAUCGCCGGAAGCCGAUCCCGGUCCGGCGAUCGGGUAAAAAGAAGAUGGAAAAAGGGGAUCGGCCCAGCGGAGCAGCGGUGGCGGCGGGUUCCCUGCCGGUGAACAUACCGGACUGGUCGAAGAUCUUGAAGGAGGAGAACCGCGGCGUUGUCGCCCGAGGAAGGGGGCGUCAGUUCUUGGAUUACGAUGAAGGGGACGAAGAGGUGAUGGGGAGCGGAUCGGUGAUUCCGCCGCAUGAGCUGCUGUGGAGGCGGCGGGAAGCUUCGUUCUCGGUGCAGGAGGGGAUCGGAAGGACACUGAAGGGCCGCGAUCUCAGCCGCGUGCGCGAUGCGAUAUGGCAGAGGACUGGUUUCCAGGCUUGACCUCAUCCGCCGCCGGCGUUCGCCGCUUCUCCUAAUUUUAUUUAAUUUUUGGGGGUUUAUUUUAUAAUUUUCUGAUUAUGUUAUCGGUAGGUUUUGAGGUGAAUUUAUUUAUUAUGUAAUUUUCUCGAUGAGUUAUUGCUCGCAAGAGAUUGGGUCGGUUCCGUACA